This is a messenger RNA of Lethenteron reissneri (Far Eastern brook lamprey), 865 nucleotides long. RefSeq names its product lymphocyte antigen 6A-2/6E-1-like. The record is from RefSeq and is a predicted model, not a curated record. NCBI's taxonomy places the organism in Eukaryota, Metazoa, Chordata, Hyperoartia, Petromyzontiformes, Petromyzontidae.
CUCUCUCUGUGACUGUAACUCUGUCUCUCUCAUCUCGCCGACUUUCCAUCCCAAAGGCGCCACAACGCCAGGCUCCACGACUCGAACCAUGACUUGCCACCUGCCUGGUCUGCUCCUCGUGGCGUUGCUGUUCGUGAGCGGAGUGCACAGCCUCAGAUGCUACGAGUGCGAUCCGAUCAUGAACAACACGGAGUGCAACGAGCGCGGCCUCAUCACGUGUCCCAAUAUGCCAGGGACCACCUGCGGGACAAUCCUAGUCUACAAAGGCUCCACCUACGUCAUCGCCAAGAGUUGCCUCCCCAAGACCUAUUGCGACACCAUCAAAGUUUUCGACGCCACCUACAGCGGAGCCACGCUGAGCACCACGUGCUGCCAGAGCGACGGCUGCAACGUCAACGCCGCCCCUCGCCCGGUGGGCGCAGCUCACGUGACCCUGGCGCUGCUGGGCGUGGCCAUCAGCGUCGUGGUCAGCAGGGCUCUGGUGUAGCUCGUGACGUCACAGCCGCACCCCCCCCACCCACGUGCCUGGGUUCGGUCCAAUCACUUUUCCCCUUCCACUCGGUUGUCUCACGACGGUUCCACCAGUGGAGCUGUGCAACGUUUACAUCGUCUUGAUUGUCGCGUUACGCUGCUAAAGAAGUUCAACGUACGUAUGGACAAAGAUAGAGACAAGUACACUCGUCACGCAGAGAACCAUAGACUCACCACAUAGAGACCCAUAGACUCAUCACACAGAAACACAUGGAAUCGUCACGCAGAUACCCAAGUGAGGAAUGAUAUACCAUCAUUUAUAGAGAAACAGGCAGUGGAUCCCCGUAGGGCAGAAGAUCAUGGAAAGGUCUUUAACCUGGACUGGGAACAGGUC